AGGAGGUUGCAGCAUAGCCAAGAAGAUAAGAGUCAAGCUAAAGCAUUAAAAAGGUUUUUCACGACUUCACCAUCAUGCCAGACAGGAAAGCCAGAGACAACUAAAUUGACUGAAUCAGAUCAUGCUGAUGACGGAAAGAUACCAAUCUCAGAGCCUCUACCAGGACCAUCAACCAGUCAAGACCUUCUCACUGCAACUUCAGCAAUACCAUUACCACCUUCCUGUAUUGGCAUUACUGGGACUGACACUGAAGAUGUGGAUGAGGAUUCAUUAAGAGAUGCAGCCCUGCCAUCUACUAGUCGGCAAGCUAUUGAAUCGGAACAAAGAAGAGACCCUUUGUUAUUUCUUUCCAAUGAUUGUGGAGAGUGGCCACUCAAAAUAACUGAUGAGGCACGGAAAAUAAUUGUUGAGCAAGUCAGCAAGUCAGAGGCAUAAAGUUUCCUAAGGACAUUCAUGGCAGAAAAUUUUCCCCAUUUCAUUAUUCAAGGAAGUUGUGUAAUGGAGAGCGUGUCAACAGAUAUUGGCUACAGUAUUCUGUAUCUAAAAAUGCAGUGUUUUGUAUUACUUGCAAAAUUUUUGGAAACGACACAUCCAGUCUUGCAGGUAGCCAAGGGUUUUCUAACUGGCGGAACUUGAGCAGGCUUUUGAGCAGUCACGAGAAAUCCCGUCCUCAUAUGGAAAACCGUUCAUCUUGGCGUGAGCUCUCGCAACGUUUGCAUUUAAACAAAACUAUUGAUGCAGAGCAUGAAAGACUUAUUAAUGCUGAAAUUAAACAUUGGGAUCAAAUUCUGAAACGCUUGCUAUGUGCUACACGGUUUUUGGGGGUUCAAGGAUUGCCAUUUAGAGGGACAAAAGAUGUUCUAUUUGAACCUAAUAAUGGCAACUUUUUAAAAUUGAUAGAACAUAUAGCACAGUUUGAUGAUCCGAUGGCUGAACAUGUGAGAAGAAUCACUUCCAAAGAAACACAUGUCCACUAUUUGAGUAAAAAUGUCCAGAACGAGUUUAUUUCUUUCUUGGCAGGCAAGGUCCAGAAUAAUAUUUUGGAACAACUACAUGAGGCAACAUAUUAUUCUAUUAUAUUGGACUGCACACCAGAUAUUAGCAACACCGAACAAAUGACGUUGGUGGUUAGAUUUGUUACAUGUAAAGCAAAUGAAGAUAUCUUGAUUAAGGAACAUUUUUUAGGCUUUGUUCCUGUUGCCAGUCCUUCAGGUGAAGGUAUGACAGAAAUAUUACUCCAUGAGUUGGAAGCACGACGUAUUCCAUUAAAAAACAUGAGAGGCCAGGGAUAUGAUAAUGGUUCUGCAAUGAAGGGAAAACAUGUUGGAGUCCAGAGGAGGAUCCUUGAUUUAAAUCCUAGAGCCUUUUAUGUACCAUGUGGAAACCACUCCCUGAACUUGGUCAUAAAUGAUGCAGCUAUGUCUUGCAAGAUUGCAGCAGACUGUUUCGCCACCGUACAAGACCUCUAUAACCUUUUUUCAGGUUCCCCAGUAAGAUGGGGUACUUUGUUGAAGCAUGUUUCAACUCUCACACUCAAACCACUUAGCAGUACUAGGUGGGAAAGUAGAAUCGAAGCAUUGUUGCCUUUGAGGUUCCAUAUUGAAGAAGUAUAUGAUGCCGUAUAUGAAGCUUCUCAUGAUCAGAAAUUUGAUGGACUCUGUAGGAGCCGUGCUGGUGCUCUUCUUAAAAGACUGCAAAGCUUCACAUUUCUGUGCAGCAUAGUGACAUGGCAUGAGAUCCUGCACAAGAUAAAUAUCGUUAGUAAACAGUUGCAAAAAGUGUCAAUCGAUCUUCAAAAUUCUAUGGCUCUUAUUAAGAGUGUGAAAAGUUUUCUAGAAAGGAUGAGAUCUGAAGAAGGUCUAAAUAGCAUCAUUACAGAUGCAAAGGAACUGGCAGAAAAAAUCGAUGCUACUGCCGACUUUGAAAACGAACAGGAAGCUCGACCGAGAAAAGUAAGCAGACAAUUUUCGUAUGAAUGUAAAGAUGAAGCUGUACAUUCUGGCAAAGAGUCUUUUAAAGUGAACUUUUUUUUUUGUUGUGCUUGACACAGCAAUAUCCUCAUUAAAGGAGAGAUUUCAGCUAAUGGACAACCAUAGUGGAAGUUUCAAAUUUCUGUAUGACAUUUCAAGCCUUGGGAAAUGUUGGAAUGAAAAAGAAUUGAAGUACGCCUGUCAACGCCUUGAAACUGUUUUGACAGAUGGAGAAGACCACGAUGUGAAUGCUGGUGAUCUGUAUACAGAGCUACAAUUACUUGCAGAUAUGCUUCCCCCUGGAAGUCUCCCAGCUGAUGCCUUGUCUUUUAUAAAUCAUGGUUCGGAGGAUGUUUUCCCAAAUGUCUACACUGCAUUGAGAAUUCUGUUAACACUUCCAAUAUCCGUGGCCAGCGGUGAAAGGAGUUUUUCAAAAUUGAAACUUAUAAAAAAUUACUUAAGAUCUACUUUGAGUCAAGAGCGCUUGAGUGGACUAUCAACCUUGGCCAUUGAAAAUAGCUUGUUGGAUGACAUGGACACAGAUUCCCUAGUACAUGAGUUUUCCAAAUUGAAAGUCAGAAAAAUCAGGUUUUAAUUUUUACAAGUGUUCAAGUUAAUUUGUGUUAAGGAAAACUGGAUGUUAAAAAAUUUAAAUUGUUGCAAAGUUUAUUAAAAUAUUUAUUUAUUAAAUUAUUAUUAUUAUUAUUUGUGUUAAGGAAAACUGGAUGUUAAAAAAUUAAAAUUGUUGCAAAGUUUAUUAAAAUAUUUAUUUAUUAAAUUAUUAUUAUUAUUAUUAUUAUUAUUUAUUAAGAUUGGAGUUAAUUCUAUGUAAUGUUACUAUAUGAACAUAAUGUUGUUAAUAAACUUCUGGUUGUAAGGUAAACUCUUUUAUCCAUUCUAUUCACCUCUACCUUCUACCUUUUAUUUCUCGGUGAUUGGGGGUUUUUUUUUGGGGGGGGGGGCACCAAAAUCCUGUUUCGCUUACACUUGAAAAUUUCCUUGGGCCGGCCCUGUGUAGAAGGGACCCCAAUCUGCUCUUUACCAAAGUGAGCACACUCAGGUUCUUCGCCCUUUCCUCGUAUAUGUUGCUGGGAUUCUAAUCUAUCAUGUUUGCUCCUUGAAAUGACCAAGGUGAAUCUCUUUCUCUCUCACCUGCCUCCUCUCCUCUUCCUGACUCAGGAGGAAUCCUUCAGCCAAAGCCACGGCCUGGGAACUGGUCUCUGCCCCACAUUCCCUCACCCAGCGCUCCAUCUCCGCAGGAAGGACGGCCAGGAACUGCUCCAGGAGCACCAGGUCCAGCAUCUCUGCCUUUGUAUGUUCCUCAGGCUUCAGCCACAGGCGGCAGAGAGAGUGGAGGCGGCUGCAAACCUCCCGGGGCCCCUGAGCCUCCUCAUAGCAGAACUGCCGGAAAGAAUGUCGCUGAAUAUCUGGAUGGAGCAGGUUGCUUUCCAGGUCUUUCUUCCAAGGGUCCUCCCAGAGUGCUCCACCGUUCUGUGUCUUAACAGCAGGAGGAAACGUUUCUAACUGGAAGCCAGAUGAUCCUUGCCUUUCCAUCUUUAUUCUCUGCUUCUAGGCUGACUCCAAAGCAGAUGGAGAAAUGCCAGAAGUUGCCCAAAAGGGAAGGGCCAACCGAAUCUGUAGGGCCUAAAAGAAAACAAGAAAAGAAAACAAGAUUAAUGGGUUAAUGACGAGACUUUCGAGGCAGAAAAACAUUUUACCAUUAAUGUUCAAUAGACGACUGGAUAAAGUUAAAGGUUUUCCCCUGACAUCAAGUCUCCUCAUGUCCAACUCUGUGGGUUGGUGCCCAUCUCCAUUUCUAAGCUGAAAGGCCUGUGUUGUCCAUAGACACCUCCAAGGCCAUGUGGUUGGCAUGACUGCAUGAAGCGCCAUUACCUUCCCGCUGGAGCAGUACCUAUUGAUCUACUCACAUUUGCAUGUUUUCGAACUGCUAGGUUGGUGUUGGCUGUAGACACCUCCAAGGUCAUGUGGCUGGCAUGACUGCAUGGAGCGCUGUUACCUUCCCACCGGAGCAGUACCUAUUGAUCUACUCACAUUUGCAUGUUUUUGAACUGCUUGGUUGGCAUUGUCUGUAGACACCUCCAAGGUCAUGUGGCUGGCAUGACUGCACGGAGCACCGUUACUUUCCCGCCGGAGCAGUACCUAUUGAUCUACUCACAUUUGCAUGUUUUUGAACUGCUAGGUUGGCGUUGUCUAUAGACACCUCCAAGGUCAUGUGGCCGGCAUGACUGCACGGAGUGCCGUUACUUUCCCGCCUGAGCAGUACCUAUUGAUCUACUUACAUUUGCAUGUUUUCAAACUGCUAGGAUAGCGUUGUCUGUAGACACCUCCAAGGUCAUGUGGCUGGCAUGACUGCAUGCCAGGAGCAGUAUCUAUUGAUCUACUCGAACUGCUAGGUUGGCAGAAGCUGGGGCUAACAACGUGAGCUCACCCUGUUCCCUGGAUUUGAACCACUGACCUUUGGGUCAGCAGGUUCAGCUGCUCAGCGGUUUAACCCACUGCACUAUCAGGGGCUUCCAGAUUAAUGGAUAGAAGACAAAAACCUACAAUUCAGAGAGUGGUUCCUUCCAUUUCACUGACCAGUACCAUCACCCAGGUUCCUCUCCAUUGUUCAGUCCUUAAAAUCCCUUCUCCCUCUUUCUCUUCUUUUGCGGAUUUAUUUUAUUUAAAGGUAAAGGUUUCCCCUGACGUUAAGUCUAGUCAUGUCUGACUCUAGGGUUUGGUGCUCAUCUCCAUUUCUAAGCCGAAGAGCCGGCAUUGUCCGUUGACACCUCCAAGGUCAUGUGGCUGGCAUGACUGCAUGGAGCGCUGUUACCUUCCCACCGAAGCGGUACCUAUUGAUCUACUCACAUUUGCAUAUUUUCGAACUGCUAGGUUGGCAGGAGCUGGAGCUAACAGCGGGCACUCAAGCCGCUCCCGGGAUUUGAACCUGGGACCUUUCGGUCUGCAAGUUCAGCAGCUCAGUGCUUUAACGCACUUCGCCACUGGGGCUCCUAUUUAUUUAUUUAUAGUAUUUAUAUUCUGCCUUUCUCACCCUGAAGGGGACUCAGGGCGGAUCACAUUGCACAUAUAAGGCAAACAUUCAAUGCCAUAACAUAGAACAGAGACAGACACAGACGCAGGCACCGGCUGGCCUCGAACUCAUGACCUCUUUGGUCAGAGUGAUUUUUUGCAGCUGGCUGCUAACCAGCCUGCGCCACAGCCCGGCCUAUCCCUCUCAAUCCUCCUGCGUUAUGAAACAAAGCUAUCCAGAGCCUAUGUAUUUAUAGCCCUUCCCUCCCUUCUUUGACAUAGCUCCAAUCCAAGAUAUUCUGCUGCCUGAGGUUGAACCCAAUUUGGACCCUUUCUCUAAUACCUGCAAAAAAGCCCAGAAACACCUGCAGAUGAUGCUGAGAAGACAGUGCCCUCCGCUUCGUCUGAGAAAGGAAGGAAGAGGGAUGGAAGGAGUAUUAGGGAGGCCAAGCGAAAAAGAAGAAAAAGAGAGGGAGAAAUGUAUGAGGGAGAUGGAGGAAGGAAGGAAAGAGACACAAAGAGAGCCUGUGCACGGUUGCCGGGGCGGCCGUUGCCAUGGACUGGGCGUUGCCAUGGAGACAUUGGGAAGUAGGCCUUCUCACAGCUGGAAAAGGGAGGAGGGAGAAAGGCGGUGGCUGGGGGAUAAAAGCCGAGGAAUAAUCAAAGCUCUUGCAGCCUGGAAAUGAACUGGCAAAAGGCAAUGGCUGCAGAAGUUUCCAAAGGUAAAGGGCCAGCUCUGCCUUCCAGGAAGGAACUGGGCAGCAGAGUCCUUGUCUUUCAAAACAGGAAUACAUAUUGGAUUUUUAUAAUUAUUGCAAAGGAUAUAAAGGGGAGGGGGAAAAGAGAAGGCUCAGUAUCCCAGGCAUGGGCAAACUUGGGCCCUCCAGGUGUUUAGGACUUCAACCUUCCUAAUGCCGCGACCCCUUCACACAGUUCCUCAUGUUGUGGUGACCCCCAGGCAUAAAAUUAUUUUCGUUGCUACUUCAUAACUGCAAUUUUGCUAUUGUUAUGAAUCGUAAUGUAAAUAUCUGAUAUGUAAGAUGUAUUUUCAUUCACUGGACCAAAUUUGGCCCAAAUACCAGAUAUGCUCAAAUUUGAAUACUGGUGGGGUUAAGGGGGGGGGAUUGAUCUUGUCAUUUGGGAAUUGUAGUUGCUGGGAUUUAUAGUUCACCUGUAGGGACCAUAAGCCAGAAAAUAGUAAACUUUUGCCUAACAUAGCUUUGCCUCUGCAUAUAUCACAUAGCCUUUAUUUAUUUAUUUAUUUACAUCAUUUAUAUUCCGCCCUUCUCACCCCGAAGGGGACUCAGGGCGGAUCACAUUACACAUAUUAGGCAAACAUUCAAUGCCUUUUUAACACAGGACAAAGACAAACAAACAUAGCCCCGAGCGGGCCUCGAACUUAUGACCUCCUGGUCAGUGACUCAUUGCUCUCCCGUCUGCGCCACAGCAGACAAUAUAGACAAUAUAAGCACUUUGUAUGAACCAAAGUUGUAUGUGCAACACAGGGCCUGUGCCCCUCUCUUCCUGUGAGCUGGUGCCUUUCUCCAGGAAGUUCCAAAGGGAGAAGAAAGCUCAGAGUAAACAAGUGAGGUCAUUGGUAUCACUUGUGCCAAAGUAGGUGUGGAAGGAGGGGAAGAUCCUCAGCCAUUGGUCAAUUCUAGAUAAGCUAAGAGGUAUAAAUUCUUUGUUUUUAUGUAAAUGUUUUUAUAUUGUGGAAUGAUAUUUUAAAUUGUAAGUCGCUCAGAGCACUCUGGAGGAGAGCGGCUAAUUAAGAAAUAAAGUGAAGUGAAGUUUGCUAUGCACAUGUGGCAACGGCCAUUUGUAUGGUAUGGACCCACAAAAUGUGGGUACCUACAGCUGUUUUGCUUUAUCAUCAGCUGUGAUAAUAAAAGGCUUGUUUUCUUGCUCUCCUGGAAUUCUCUCCUUUACUUCCCCUCCGGGCCCGGGCUAGUCUCCAACACACCUACAAUCAAAGAGCAUUCUGAACUCCACCAAUGAUGGAAUUGAACCAAACUGGGCACACAGAACUCCAGAGACCAACAGAAAAUGCUGGAAGGGUUUGGUGGGCAUUGACCUUGAGUUUUGGAGUUGGAGUUGUAGGGGCUCGGGCUGUGGCGCAGGCUGGAGAGCAGCUGCAAUGAAUCACUGCAAUGAAUCACUCUGACUGGGAGGUCAUGAGUUCGAGGCCCGCUCGGAGCCUAUGUUUGUUUGUCUUUGUUCUAUGUUAAAAGGCAUUGAAUGUUUGCUUAUAUGUGUAAUGUGAUCUGCCCUGAGUCCCCUUUGGGGUGAGAAGGGCGGAAUAUAAAUGCUGUAAAUAAAAUAAAUAAAAUAAUAAAUAAUAGUUCACCUACAUUCAGAGAGUACUGUGGAUUCUAAACAAUGAUAAAUCUGGACCAAACUUGCCACAAAUACUCAAUAUGCCCAAAUUUGAACACUGGUGGGGUUUGGGGAAAGCAGACCUUGAUAUUUGGGAGUUGUAGUUGCUGGUAUUUAUUGUUCACCUACACUCAAAGAGCCCGUCAAACCCCACCAACAAUAGAAUUGGGCCAAACUUCCCACACAGAAUUCCCAUGACCAACAAAAAAUACUGGAGGGAUUUGGGUUCCUGAGACCAUCAGAAAUAUGUGUUUUCACAAGGUCUUUGGUGACCGAUCAGAAACCCCACUCGCAACCCCCUCGAGGGGUCCCAACUCCCAGGUUGAGAAAUGCUGCUUUAAAAGGACCUACAUUGCCAGCUGAUGAGCUUCACCCUGCAGCACUCAUAACUGACUGCAGAAUGGAAAUAGAGCGUUGCCAUGGGUACAUUCUAAAGCAGCAUUCUCAGCCUACACACUGAUAUUAAUACGAAAAGCCUUUGGAAGACAAUAUACAGAUAUUUUGUCAGUGGGCACAGGGAUAUAUAUAUACACACACACACACACACACACACACACAUAUAUACACACACACACAUACAUACAUACACAUAGGUAAUGAAUGUAUAUGUAUAUAUAUAUAUACACACACAUACAUACCUUACCUGCAUGUGUGUAUGUGGCACGGGUGUCCAUUCAUACCAGGCAUAGGCAAACCUUUUUGCCUUGGGGCCACAUUGUAGGCUCACCUGAGAAAACCAGGCCAGUAAAAAGGGUAGCCAGGCACACACUAGGUGGGAUGGACCCGAGAGAGGGAGGGCCUGGGAGUGGGUGGGUCAUUAGGCUGUCCUCCUGGCAUAAAGACGGGGCCGCUCACCUCAUUCUUUUGCCUGGAGCAAAAUGAGACAUGUGGCGACUGCCUCAAUCCUCCUCCCCUGAUCUUCGGGCUGUUUUCUCAGCAUUAUGCCAGGAGGAGGAUGAGACGGGUGACCUCCGAGAGCGCUCUGGAGAGCUCUCCACCGCUGUGUGCCUUCCAAGGAACUACCCAUAUGCCAGGGUCAAUCACCGCUAAAACCUGCCUGUAUUCAUAGUUGGCCACGUUGGGUCUGUGUGCCCAUUUUGGUUCAGAUCCAUCAUCAGUGGGGAUCACACGGUUCUCUGGAUGCAGGGAGAACUACAAUUACCAUUAUGUUGGGUCAGUCCCACCUCAAAACCUACCAGUAUUCAAAGUUGGUCAUAUUGGUUAUUUGUGCCAAGUUUGGUCCAGAUCCAUCAGUUGGGUGCACAUUGCUCUGUUGAUGUGGGUGAACUAUAACUUUCAAACUCUGAGGUCAGUUCUCGCAAAACCCCACCAGUAUUCAAAGUUUGGCAUGUUGAGUAUGUGUGGCAAGUUUACGGGUUCCAUCACCAGUUUGGUACAGAGUACCUUCUGAGUGUUGGUGAACUACAACUCCCAUAAUUCAAAAACAGCCCCCCUAACCGCACUAGUAUUCAAUCCUGGACAUGUAGGUAGUGUGCCAAAUUUGGUGCAGAUCCAUUGUGUGCUCUUUGGUUGUAGGUGAACUAUACAUCCCAGCAACUACAACUCCCAAAUGUCAAAAUCUAUGUCAGGGUAUUGUGUAUUGUGAAAUGUUAAAAUCAAUCUGGAUUCAGCAGUUAUGGAGUUAAUGAGAGUCUGCUAUGAUUGAUGUAUCACAGGACCAAUGGGGUCAAGUGUGUUUUGACCGGGACUUACUAUCUUGGUUCCUGUGGAAUGCGAGGGUGUGUGUAGUUUUUCCUGUGUCGAGUGGAGAACAGCGAUGAGCAAUGUGCUGUGUGUGUGCAUGGGUGCUUUCGGCAAGCACUCAUGGAGGAAAGGACUGAAUUUGCUCUAUCUGUAAAUAGUUCAUGUAAAUAAAGUUUAAUCAACAGUUGGACUUCGUCUGCUGGAGUGAGUUUGUCCAGUGCUGUUUUCCACACUGGGAGACAGUCUGGAGAUAAGGAGGCAGACUGGGAUGGUGAAUUUUUGGAUUUCACUCUGCUACCCAUCAUCCCCGCUGACACUGGGUUAUGGGCCCAGCACGCUUCCGCUGCGCAAUAGAUGGAGAUGCUGAUGGCUGGUGAGCUUUCAGCAACUGUGCGGCCGUGAGAGGGAUUCCAGAGACGGAGGGGACCCGAAAGAGAGCUCCAGUGAAGCUGCAGGAGAAGAUUGUGACCGCCUGAGUCUGCACUUGAGUAAGUGGCAGUAUGGCUUAAUCUUGGGGACCGAGGGUCAUGGAGGCAGCUGAUUCACCGGGAGCUUGGGGUGUUGAAUCUUGAUGGCCGAGAUGGCUGGGAAAAGCUUCAUUUCCAGCAUGGAAAAGCUGUCUGAUGAUAAUUAUGCUUCGUGGUCAGUAAUGAUGCGGUCUUUGCUGGCAUCAGAAGAUUUGGAAAAUACCCUCAAUGGAACAGAUCAAAAUGCUGAGCACAGAAGGAAAGCCAAAGCAUAUUUAAUACUGUGCCUCCAACCAAACCAACUUGUCCAUGUGAGAAAUAAGGACACUCCUGAGGAGAUUUGGCAAGCUUUAAGGAAUGUCCAUGAGAGAGAGACUUGCAUGUCUCAAAUGAUUUGGACUAAGAGGCUGUUUUCAGCAAAGCUUGUUAAGGGUGAGGAUGUCAGAAAACAUUUGGACAAUGUAAAGCAAUUAUUGAUUGGAGCUGAGGAAAGAGGCCUACAAUAUUCUGAAGCACAGAAGUGUUAUCUGGUGCUGUGCAGCUUGUCUGAGGACUGGGACUUUCUGGUACAUUCUUUCCAGAAUGUGAGAGUCCAGGAUUUAACUUUGGAUUCAGUGUGUGGGAGAAUCCAAGAAGAAGUGGACCGGAGGGCACUUGAACAAGCCCAGAAGCAGACGAUGGCGCAGUGCGACCAGGAGGGGGCGCAAGUGGCCGGCUUUGGUCCAGAUGGUGUUCCUGGGAAUCGUGAGGAGGUUGCAGUACAUCAGGUCAAAACACGGCGGUGUUUUGUCUGCAACAAGCCAGGGCAUUUUGCCAGGAGUUGCCCAAACAACAAGGCAAGAAGUUCUCGUGGGAACAGAGGGGUUAAGAAUUUGUCAACAACAACUAAGCCCCAAGUGUUUAUGGCUGCGAUGAAUGGAAGGAUCACCAAAAAGAACAAGUGGUAUUUGGACUCAGGUUGUACACACCAUGUUGUUACAAAUAUUAAACUUUUGAAAAACAGAAGGGAUGUGUCUGGAACAGCAGUGACUUUGGCUGAUGGAACUGAGAGGAAGUUCAACAAAUGUGGCACUGUGUUCAUUCCUUGCUUGAAUGUGGAUUGGGAAAAUGUACUUUACAUCCCAGAAUUAAGUUCUAAUUUGUUAAGUGUGGCUACCUUAACUGAGAACGGAUAUAAAGUAAUUUUUAGCGGAAUCUAUUGCUAUAUUCAAAGAGAUGGACGAGUAGUCUCAAAAGGUGUAAAAAGGAACAAAAUGUAUAUGAUGUUUGACAAAAAUAACUUUCCAGAUGGGGCACAAGUCUAUUGUGUGAAGCAGAAAAUUAUGCAUGACAGGUGUAUCCAUCAUCUUCACAGAGCGAUGGGUCAUGCACGUGUAGAGGUGCUCAGAAAAACUUUAGAAAUAUGCACAGAUUUUGAGUGUGAGAAAUGUGAAAAUUUAUUAGACUGUGCAGUUUGUUCAGAGAUGGGAAUUGAAUCAAAAGAGCAUCCAAAAAGAUCUGGAAUUAAGACCCAGGAAAUGUUUGAAAUGGUCCAUCUAUAUGUAACAAUCUGAUGUUAAAAGCCAGGGAGGUUCUCAAUUUACUUUGCUGUUAGUAGAUAGACACACGAGAUUUGGAUAUAUUUACUUCCUUAAGGAUUUGAAGGAAGCUGUUGUAAAAGUGUCUAAUUGGAUAGACAUGGUUCAAAGGGUCUAUAAACAGCAUGUAGGUCAAAUAGUUUUUGACAAAGGAAUUAAUGUGUGUAAUGAAGAGAUGAAGAAAAUGUUGAGUGAAAAGAAUAUAGGUUUUAAAAAUGUAAAAUCAAAUAAGUCAAAUGAAGAAGGUGUGGCUCAAAAUAGGAUGAAGCAAAUUCUUCACAUGAAUGAGUGUUUAAUUAGAGAUUCCAAAAGCUCAACUAAGAAUUGGCCAGAGUGUUCACACACAAGUAAUUACAUUUUAAACAGGUUAUGGGAUGAGGAAUUGGAUGACAUCCCAUUUCGGAGAAUGUACAAAAAACCCCCAAAUAUAGUAUAUCUAAAAGUAUAUGGUCAAAAUGCUAAUGUAUUAGUUCCAGCCAACCAAAGGAAAAAGGGUGAGCCUAAGUGGAGAAGGAUGCAAUUUUUAGGCUACUACCAAGACAAGCUAAAAUUUCACAGUGGUCUUGGGAGGCUUAUUUUCUCAAAGAGGGCAUUCUUUGAGAAGGAUGAAGGCUGGGACAGGUUGCAUUUGAACAAAGAGAUGUUGUUUAAUAACAAUUCCACAAAAGAAGCGGAGGUACAAAAAGCUUCAGGUGGAGGGGGUUCUGUUGUUGAAAAGGAUAUGCAACGAACCAUUAAGGAGGAGAUGGUUACUCCAGUGAAACAUGGGGAAGUACAGACUCCCCAGAAGAGUCAGAAGAGAGGGGGUAAAAGGAAAAAAUCACCUAAGCUUGAGAGUGAAGAGCAGGUGACAGAAAAAAGUGAAGAUAUAUCUCUUCUUGAGACCGAGAUUGAAUCAGUUGAUCAGUGGUCUCCAACUUGUCAAUUGGCACAGGUGUUGCCAAAGCGCCAGAGAUGCAAAAACAUUGUGCCUGUUUAUUAGUCUGAACGGAAGUUGAAAUAUGUAUAUAUGUUCAGAGAGAGUUAAAUCAGUUUUGUGAAUAAUUGUGAUGAAAAAUAAAGAUGUAAAAGAGAUAGAGAGUGAGAGAAAGAACUCUCUAGAGUUUUUUGGGUGAAGUUUGAUUAUGUAAUGAAUUGGUUUUAAGAAAUUGGAUUUUAAGAGAAUUUGAAAUCCAUGGUUAAGCCAGCAGUGAGUUGUAAUAUAGCCUGGCAGCAUCAAAUGAAUCUAUGUGGCACAAUGAAUUAAGUUUUCAGAGGUUGGGAAAACUAUUGAUUAAUGAAGUGAAGCAUCAGUGUAUUAGGUUAUGGUUCUGGCAUCGAUUGUGUUAAUAAAGAUGCAAGAAGAGAGUUGAUGUAUUGUGAUCAAAACAAUUUACAUGUGAUUGAAAAUGACUGUAUGUAUACAUGUUUUAUCUUGUGGAAGUUCUAGAAAGAUUGAUCAAAUGUGUAGAGUGUUAAAGUAUAUGUAGAGAAUUGAUUUGAACAUUUCGGAGGGGAAUUGUCAGGGUAUUGUGUAUUGUGAAAUGUUAAAAUCAAUCUGGAUUCAGCAGUUAUGGAGUUAAUGAGAGUCUGCUAUGAUUGAUGUAUCACAGGACCAAUGGGGUCAAGUGUGUUUUGACCGGGACUUACUAUCUUGGUUCCUGUGGAAUGCGAGGGUGUGUGUAGUUUUUCCUGUGUCGAGUGGAGAACAGCGAUGAGCAAUGUGCUGUGUGUGUGCAUGGGUGCUUUCGGCAAGCACUCAUGGAGGAAAGGACUGAAUUUGCUCUAUCUGUAAAUAGUUCAUGUAAAUAAAGUUUAAUCAACAGUUGGA
Anolis carolinensis (green anole) is the source of this 12934-nucleotide messenger RNA. RefSeq names its product zinc finger MYM-type protein 1. The record is from RefSeq and is a predicted model, not a curated record. The transcript is spliced from 2 exons. Lineage: Eukaryota; Metazoa; Chordata; Lepidosauria; Squamata; Anolidae. Bases 675 to 2045 code for a protein of 456 amino acids.